Messenger RNA from Saccostrea cuccullata (small rock oyster), 1195 nucleotides. RefSeq names its product phospholipid scramblase 1-like. The coding region runs from base 148 to 852 and encodes 234 amino acids. Gene Ontology annotation, biological process: plasma membrane phospholipid scrambling. The transcript is spliced from 7 exons. Gene Ontology annotation, molecular function: phospholipid scramblase activity. Gene Ontology annotation, cellular component: plasma membrane. The record is from RefSeq and is a predicted model, not a curated record. NCBI's taxonomy places the organism in Eukaryota, Metazoa, Mollusca, Bivalvia, Ostreida, Ostreidae.
AUUUUAAUUGUUGACAUUUCAGUAUCUGAGUAUAUUUCUUACAAAGUUGCUGCUACAGACAAAUACGUGGCAAGGGUUAUCUUCAGACUAGCUAUUUCUGAAGUGUAGAAUAUAGAACACUCACAAGAUCCAUGCAACCCUCACCAAAUGGAGGAGAUGCCUAUCACUUUACAGCCAGGAAAUGAUGAGGCGUUACCACCGGGGUUAAAGGAUCUAGAGUCCCUAGACACAAUCACUGUCCACCAACACUUGGAAGCAGGGGAUAUGUGUUUUCAAAGACCAAGUCGAUACAGUGUAUAUGGUAAAGAAGAAGAUUCUAUAUUGUAUGCUCAAGAAGUCUCUGAGUGCUAUGCUCGUCAGUGUUUGGGGGCUAUGAGAGGAUUUGUUCUGAAGUUCAGCAAUCAAGAUGGUCAAGAACUGAUCAGAUUGCAGCGGCCCUUAAGGUGCCCCUGUGGAGUUUGUUGGUGGUGGUGCUGCUGUGUACAGGAACUCAGUAUAGAAAGUCCUCCCGGUCAAGAGAUUGGGGCCAUCAUGGAGGAUCGCUGUUGUUGUCCUUCAUACAAAAUUAUAGAUGAAACUGAAUCUGUGGUCUAUAAAGUAGAAUUUUCCUGUUGUUUAUGCAAGCUGUGUUCAGAUAUUGUAAUAACAAUAUCAGAUGCCAUGGGAGGACAGAGGGUGGCAGAAAUCAGGAAGGUUACAGCGGGUGACUGUGGAGACUUCUGUGGAACUCACAAUGACUUCACCAUUGACUAUCUCCAACCAUUAAAAGUUCAACAUAAGAUUCUUCUUCUGGGUGCAAGUUUUCUUAUGGACUUCAACUUUUUCGAAAAACAACAGCGAUCCUGUUGUUAGUAUGUCUAUAACAAUAAAUUACCAGUAUAUGGAUAUUAUGUGAUAAUCUCAACAGAUCUUUUUCAAUUUCUUAUUUAGAUAUUAAAUAUCUGAAUAGAUAUUUUUAUGUCUGGCUAUCAAUCCAGCCAAUGUUUAUGUAUAGAAAAAGUAUAUUUUUGCUCAAUCUUUUUUUCAUUACCUCUAAUUUAUUGUAUAGAUUUUAUAUAUGAUUUAUUGAAGUUAUUGGAAUUUCCUUUACGUUGUUUUAUUUUUAUAGUCUUUUAAUAAUUUUGUUAUUAUUUGAACAACAUUUUUAAAUUUCUCCAUACAAUGUAUUACAGUUAAUAAAUUUGUUAUAUACAGA